AUGGUAGCUGAAUAUGAUGAAGAGCUGGUCAAGAGAAGGCGGCUAGAAAGUGGUGAUGCGGCUGUUCAAGAUGACAGUAAUGAGAAUGAGUCUAAUGAUAAUAUGACUAAGAAAUACGGUAUCGGUGCUAAAUUGUUAUUAAAGAUGGGUUAUAAAAAAGGACAAGGUCUUGGUAGGGAUGGUUCUGGUAUAUCUGAACCUAUUGAACCUGAAAAGAGGCCCGUUGCCAACGCAGGUCUUGGAUCGCUGUCAGCUGCAGCAAAUAAUGAGGAAGAAUCAGAGUCAGAAGCCACAAGUUCAGAUGAUGACAUGGUUCAUCCAUUGCAUACCAAAGAUCAUAACACUGUAGAUUUUCAAAAGACUUCAAUAACUUUUCCCAGUGAAGAUAUUUCCGAGUUGGAGGAAUUGGCUAGGAGUUUACAGAUCCGUUGUAAUAUAGGUUUACCUGUUAAAAUCAAUCAAGUAGAUGAAACUCGGAAGAAUGACUUGAAGAAACUGGGGGGUGAGUUAUUAGACGUUCAAGAACAACUAGAUGCUAUAGAACGUCGAAUACCUUUGGUAGAACCUGAAUUAUCCGCAAUGGUUAACAAGGAAGAACAGUUAAAAACAAUCGCUGAAUGUGAACCUGAGGCUUUUGAAAUAAAGGCACAUUUGAUACUACAAGCUUCUGAUCGGGAUUUGGUCGAUACGUUGUUUGCUGACUUGCUGCAUUCUACCUUCAAGAAAUUCUGGUUUAAUUGGGAUCCCUUAGACAGUUCAAAUGAAGUACUAAAAGAAUUUCAACCUUUAAUUUCAGAUGUAGAAUCUCAUAUUGAGUUUUCUGAUAUAAGUUAUAACCGCACACAAACUGUCAUUUACCGCAGCAUUAUGGAGAAGUUGAUCCCAUUUUGGCAAGAUUUCGAAUUGACAAAGGAUAAGAUUAAUCUCAUUAUACAGUUGAUUCUAGAUUAUCAACCCAUAUUCAAGCUUAUGAAUUGUGAAAAGUACCUUUUUGAAAAGUACAUCUCUGUCAAACUUAUCGAUGCCUUGGAAAAAUGGGAUAUAUCUGGUAAUCAUGAGGGAUUGCCGCCCAGUAUGUGGUAUUUCGACCUUUCCUUUCUGAUAUUGGACGAAACUCUUCAAAAACUUGAAGAAAUCGUCGAGUCUAAAUUGUAUGCAUAUUUUGAUAAAUGGCAUCACAGAAGAUCCAAGGUGAUACGAAGAUCCGAUUUAAUGGUCAUUCAAGAUUUAUUAGGUGAAGAGAAGUUUGUGGAUAUCAUUAGAACCAACUUUCUACCAAAAUUUAUUGAUCAACUUUGGGACAAGUAUUUUGAUCCAGUGCUGGAACUGGAAGAUCCAUCUCUGGAUGAUGGUUCGUUGUAUUAUUAUCAAAGGCUACGAGAAUACAGAUUGCUUUUCAAUACUGAAGAUUAUAAAACUCUCGUAGGUGCGGCAUUUAAUGAAUUGAAUAAAAUUCUUUACCAAUGGUUACUUUAUGCAGAUGACCAAGAUUUAUCAGGAGCUCAAUGGUGGUUCAACAGCUUUAUUAAUAAAAUUUUUGCUCAAAAUGAUCCAAUAGAAGUAGAAUUAGAGGAAAUACGCAGAUCUUUGAGAUUUUUCCAAGAUUCAAAUGCCUUGAACCAUCCUAUUCACAAUGAUAGAUUAGAUUUGAGAGAAGAAUUGAAACUGAUAGACCAUGAUAAAAAAUACAAUGUUCAAAACAUACCAUUGACGAGAGUAAGUCCGACGUUUAGGGACGUCUUAGAGGAUUACUGCGAAGAAAAAGGUUUCAUACUUGAAAAGACCGACCACUAUACGCAAUUACCGCAGUUCACCAAUCAAGAUGUUUUAGUUCCCGUGUUUAAAGUGCAUACAGGCAUUCGAAUCCACAACGUGGCCCUUAAAGAUGAUAUUCUAUGGGUUGAAAAAGGCAAAGGUUCAUUUAUUCCAACGUAUUUAUACGAAUUAGCGUCUUAA
Molecule: messenger RNA, 1956 nt
Organism: Zygosaccharomyces rouxii
Lineage: Eukaryota; Fungi; Ascomycota; Saccharomycetes; Saccharomycetales; Saccharomycetaceae
Gene: SPP382
Product: mRNA splicing protein SPP382
Exons: 1
Coding region: 1-1956 (651 amino acids)
Biological process (GO): spliceosomal complex disassembly
Cellular component (GO): U2-type post-mRNA release spliceosomal complex
Molecular function (GO): nucleic acid binding
Source: RefSeq, a predicted model, not a curated record